Molecule: messenger RNA, 348 nt
Organism: Loa loa (African eye worm)
Lineage: Eukaryota; Metazoa; Nematoda; Chromadorea; Rhabditida; Onchocercidae
Exons: 2
Coding region: 1-348 (115 amino acids)
Source: RefSeq, a predicted model, not a curated record
AUGGUGUCUGAUUUCUUGCAGGCAAGUGCUGGACAGCUUAAACAACAAUGGACAGAUUGGACGAGAUGGGUCCAUCGGGCGCGUGAGGGCAGGGGAAAGGAGGGGGAGAGGGGGGGGGGGGGAGCGCAGAUUGCACUGAAUGACAACACAUUUCUCCUUCUUUCUCAUUGGGUCAGGCAGCGAGCUGAUGUAUUACUGAUUAUGCGUCUCUUUUCUUGUUUGCCUGUAGCAUUUCCUUCAACACUUUACUGCAGUCCCAGGUCCCAUCAGCUACUCAUCAGCGCAGUGCUAGGUUAUAAGCAACAACCCCUUGUCCCUCCAGUUCAGGAAUCACAUCAGCUCGAAUGA